CCCCCCGCCGGCCCCAUGGACAGGAACUACCCCAGCGCCGGCUUCGGGGACCCGCUGGGCGCCGGCCCGGGAUGGAGCUACGAGCGCUCGGCCAAGGCCAGCCUGGUGUACGGUGGGUCCCGGACAUCCCAUCCCGACACAGACAUUCUGCACCGCCAGGCCUAUGCCGCCCCUCACCCCCUGCAGGGCUAUGCCACGAACCACCACCCCGCAGGUCUCUCGGGGCUCUUCGAGACGGGACUCCAUCAUGCCAGCAGCGCCACCCCCGAUGCCUCCGUCAUGAACCUCAUCUCGGCGCUGGAGUCGCGGGCCCCCCAGCCCGGCCCCUCGGCCUCCUCGCUGCUCUCCCAGUUCCGCACCCCCUCCUGGCAGACAGCCAUGCACACUCCGGCCCCGGCUGAGCUCUUCAUCUCGGGCGCCAUCCCCGGCUCGGGCACCUUCCCGUCGUCCUCGGCGCUGUCGGCCUACCAGCACCCGGCCUCCUUCAGCGGGCGCAGCUUCCCGGUCACCUCCUCGCUCAGCCUGCAGGACGCGGCGUUCAGCCCCAGCUCCAACGGGCUCCUGUCCCCGCACGACCCGCUGCUGCACAUCAAAUCCUCCCAGGCCAGCGUCCCCUCCUCCCUCAGCUUCGACCGGCUGGGCAGCGCCGUGCUGGGCACCGGGCUGCCCUCCCAGAGCUCGGCCUACCGCAGCGCCCAGGAGUCGGCCUCCCGCCACCUGCCCUCCCAGUUCAACCUGCUCUCGUCCUCCCUGGGGCCCCCCUCGGACCAGUCCUCGCAGCUGUACAACACCUCGGUCUUCUCCAGCUCGCCCGCCGCCUCCAUGGAGCGGGCCAUCCCCCGGCAGGACAGCGUCAUCAAGCACUACCAGCGCCCCUCCAGCGCCCAGCCGCAGCUGCCCGCGGCCCACUCCCUGCAGCACUACCUGAGCUGCGGGGCCAGCUACCAGCAGAUGUCCCACCGCGCCGGCCUCUCCUGCAGCCCGCUGGGCGAGCCCUCGCCCGCCGGCUCCGAGGGCUCCCAGAAGCCGCCGCAGGCCCCCCGCCAGGAGCCCGGGCAGAGCUACCGGCCCAUCAUCCAGUCGCCCGGCUACUCGGGCGCGGCCGGCGGCGGCUCCUCCAAAUCCAAGAGCUACUCGGCCUCCCGCCAGACUCCCCGCUCCACCGCCACCCCCAAGUGCCAAAGCAGCUUCUCCGUCUCCGUCGCCAAGCCCAGCUCGGUCAUCGCCAGCCAGUCCCAGGCCUACUCGCCCGGCCAGCCCCAGAGCCUCCUGUCCAUGAGCCAGCCCCAGAGCUACGCCGUCAGCCAGCCCCAGAGCCUCUCCUCCGUCAGCCAGGCCUCCCAGUUCAGCGGCAGCCAGGCGCAGGACCUGACCAGCGUCAGCAAGGCCCAGAGCUACGGCCCGGGGCAGGCGCAGCCGGGCGGGCCGGGCGGGCAGGCCGGGCAGGGGCUGCAGCCCUGCGUGAGUCAGAGCCAGGCCUUCUCUCCGGAGCAGCUGCAGGGGCUGUCGACGGUGGGUUACAGCGUCCAGGCCGAGCCCCACGUCUCGGUGAGCCAGACGCCCAGCUACGGGCCGGCCCACUCCCAGGGCAUGCCCACCGCCAGCCCCUCGCUGAGCUACAGCACCGGUCACUCGCCCGCCAUGCCCAGCCACCCGCAGCCCAUCGGCUACGCCCACGGGCAGAGCCUCCCCGACUCCAGCCCCUCGCAGAUCGGCCGGCCCCUGCAGUCGCCCACGGCCGCCCGGCCCCAGAGCGUGAACUCGCCCGGGCAGUCCCAGAAGUACCUGACGUCGGUGCUGUCGCCUUCCUUCAUGCAGCCGGCGCACGGGCAGAGCUACCCAGGCGUGGAGCGGGCGGCCUCCUACGGCAAGGCCAAGGCCGAGUCGGACCUGCUGGCGGCCGAGCGGGCGGAGGACGAGGAUUUCCUCAUCCAGCACCUGCUGCAGUCCCAGACGCCGCCCCCCCGGGGGCCGGCCGAGGGGCUGGUGCAGUGCGAGGAGCGGGGGGCCAAGGGGCUGGCGUACGGGGGGCUCAGCAAGUCGGAGGAGCGCUACCACCUGCAGAGCGUCAUCCGCACCAACUCCAACCUGGACAGCCAGGGCCUGGAGCUGUCGCUGCAGGGCCUGAAGGAGAAGAAGAAAGGGGAGCGGCCCCACGCCCGCUCCACCCCAGAGGCGCUCGCCACCUCCGUGGUGCAUUACACCCACCAGGGCGGCUCCCUGGACAGCUACGCCCAGGACAUGAAGAAGUCGGUGGAGCAGCUGCAGGCCGGGGCCAAGGACCUGGGCCAGGCCCACUCCUACCUGCAGAAGACCCCCGAGCACGGCCCCCAGCCCCACCGCAUGGUGGGCGAGCCCCCGCCCAUGGAGCUGCUGCCCGGCCAGCAGGGGGCGCCGCUGCUGCUGGCCUCGUCCCCCGACCUGCCCCAGCUCUCCCUGCCCCCCCAGCAGCAGCAGCAGCAGCAGCAGUCGCAGUCCCAGCUGCUGCAGUCGGUGCUGACGCACACCCAGAGCCAGCUGCAUCCCCGGGCCAAGGUGCACCUGCUGGAGCCGCAGCGCCUGCACCCGCCCGAGCCCCCCUCGCCCCAGCUCCAGCUGCAGGCUCUGGAAGCUCACCUGCACCAAGCCCAUGUCCGCUCGCAGGGCCUGGACCCCCAGCCGUCGCCCCAGCUCCAGGGCCAGCUGCAGGCCGAGAACAUGGAGGUGCUGGGCCAGUCCCAGGAGAUCCAGGACUUCCUGGAGCCCGACCUGAGCCUGGAGUCCCACCUGGGCCAGGGUGGGGCCGGCCUGGAGCCCGACUCCUCCCAGCAGGUGCCCCAGGCCCAGCUGGAGGCCAAGGACCAGUUUGAGAGCCCCAGCCCGCAGGGCUCCAAGCAGCGCUUCGUGCCCCUCACCUCCAUCUGCUUCCCCGACUCGCUGCUGCAGGACGAGGACCGCAGCUUCUUCCCCGGCAUGGAGGACAUGUUCGGGCCGGGGGCCUGCGGCCCCGACGACUUCCCCAAGCCGGGCUGCGGGGAGGACGAGCCGCCCAGCCUGGAGCGGGCCGAGGGCCUGAAGGGGGGGGCCGGCGGCUACGACAUGCUGCCGGCCGGCCAGGGCUACCAGGGCUACUGCCCCGGCGAGGGUGGGGACGGCUCCCACCUGGCCAUGGAGCCGGUCAAGCACGAGCUGCCCUCCACCGUCAACGCCGAGCCGCUGGGGCUGAUCCAGGCGGGCCACGGCGGGCCGGAGGGGGCGGCCAAGCCGGGCCUGACCUCGCCCAUCUUCUGCUCCUCCAAGCCCAAGAAGCUGCUGAAGACGACCUCCUUCCACCUGCUCAAGAAGCGGGAGCCCCCCUUCCAGCCCCCCAAGAAGGCCUACGCCCAGGAGUACGAGUUCCAGGACGACGAGGACAAGGCCGACGUGCCGGCCGACAUCCGCCUCAACAGCCGGCGCCUGCCCGACCUGCUGCCCGACCUCAUCUCCAGCUGCCGGGCGCGGCCCAGCCUCAGCCCCAUGGGCGACAUCGACUUCUGCCCCCACCACAGCGCCGCCGACGGCCCCAAGAAGCGGGGCCGCAAGCCCACCAAGCCCAAGCGGGACGGGCCCCCCCGGCCCCGCGGCCGGCCCCGCAUCCGGCCCCUGGCCGAGCCCCACGGCGUCCUGCCCCCCGACGGCGCCAAGAAGCCCCGGGGCAGGGGGCGGGGGCGGGGCAAGAAGGGGGGCGAGGAGGGGGGCGAAGGAGGGGCCGGCGCCGAGCCCCUCAAGCCGCUCAAGAUCAAGCUGGCGGCGCCCAAGGGCGGCGAGGGGGCCCCGGCAGAGCCGCCCCCCCCCGGGCCGGUGCCCCCCGAGCCGGGGCUGGACAGCAGCCAGACGCGGGAGAAGAUCAAGGCGAAGAUCCGGGAGGUGGAGGAGAAGCAGCCGGAGAUGAAGUCGGGUUUCAUGGCUUCUUUCCUGGACUUCCUCAAGUCGGGCAAGCGGCAGCAGCUGCCCACGGCCGCCGCCAGCCCCCCCAAGACCCCGCGGCCCCCCGCGGCCCAGCCCCCCUUCGGCCUGGCGCCCCCCCUGCUGCCGGGGGCGCUGGACGGGGCCGAGGGCGACGGGCUGGUCAUGAGCUGCACCAGCCCCUGCAAGCGGCUGGACGAGGAGCUGAAACGCAACCUGGAGACGCUGCCCUCGUUCUCCUCCGACGAGGAGGACUCGGUGGGCAAGAACCAGGACCUGCAGAAGAGCAUCUCGUCCGCCAUCUCCGCCCUGGACGACCCGGCCGAGCGCAAGGAGGGCGACGGGGCCGACGCCCCCAUGGUGGAGGAGAAGCUGCCCAGCCCGGCCCCCUCUGAGGCCUCCCAGCUGGAGCCCCCCCCGGCCGCCUCCCCGGCCUCGCCCCCCGAGCCCCCCCCGCCGCCCCCCGAGGGGCCCCCGGCCCAGGCCUCCCCCGAGCUGGAGGAGCCGGAGGACGCGCGGCCCCUGCACCUGGCCAAGAAGCAGGAGACGGCGGCCGUGUGCGGCGAGACGGACGAGGAGGAGGCAGAGAGCGGGGGGGAGGGGAUCUUCCGGGAACGCGACGAGUUCGUCAUCCGCGUGGAGGACAUCCAGGCCCUCAAGCUGGCGUUGCAGACGGGCCGGGAGCCGCCCCCCAUCUGGCGGGUGCAGAAAGCCCUGCUGCAGAAAUUCACCCCCGAGAUCAAGGACGGGCAGCGGCAGUUCUGUGCCACCAGCAACUACCUGGGCUAUUUCGGGGACGCCAAGAACCGCUACCAGCGUCUCUACGUGAAGUUCCUGGAGAACAUCAACAAGAAGGAUUACGUGCGCGUCUGCUCCAAGAAGCCCUGGCACCGGCCGCUGCAGGCCGUGAGGUGAGGGGGGGGUGCAGAGAGGGAGGGGGGUGCACCCCGACCCCCCCCCCGGCGUGUUUCCUGCCCGCUCCGGUGCCAGGCUCCCUAAUGGGCCCCCCGCCCCCUUCCCACCCCCUGCAGGAGGCAAAACCAGCCCAAGACUUCAGGCCCCAAGGUCCCAGCCCCACCCAAGGCUGAGAAGCAGCCGGAGGCGUCGGAGCGGGCGGAGAUGCCGGAGAAGGGCCCCAAGCCGGAGAAGGUGGAGCGGGCCCCCAAGCUGGACAAGCCCCCCAAGGCGGAGCGGGCCGAGAAGCCGCCCCGGGCGGACAAGCCGGCCAAGGCUGACAAGGCCCCCAAAGCGGAGAAGACGGAGCCCCCGGCGCCCGCCCCCCCUAAGGCUGCUCCGGCCGGCGCCCCCAAGCCCAAACCCAAACCCGCCAAGGUGAAGGCGGAGCCGCCCCCGAAGAAGAGGAAAAAAUGGCUGAAGGAGGCUGCAUCCUCCUCGGACUCGGAGUCCAGCCCAGACCAGCAGAGCGAGGAGGAGCGGGUGCCGAUGGGCCGGGUGUUGAACACGCGGGCGAUGAAGGAGAUGUACCGGAGCUACGUGGAGAUGCUGGUCAGCACGGCCCUCGACCCCGACAUGAUCCAAGCCCUGGAGGACACCAACGACGAGCUGUACCUGCCCCCCAUGCGCAAAAUCGACGGGAUCCUGAACGACCACAAGAAGAAAGUCCUGAAACGGGUGUCGCUGCACCCGGCGCUGCAGGAGGCGCUGCAGACCUUCCCCCAGCUGCAGGCGGAGCCGGGCGAGGCGCUGGUGAGGCUGCGACCCACGGGGCAGCCCUACAACCGCAAGACCCUCAACAAGCUGAAGAAGAGCGUGUCCAAGCCCCAGGAGUUCAAGGUCGACGUGGAAAAGUCGUUUUUCUUCACCCUGUACCAUUCCCUCCAUCACUACAAAUACCACACGUUCCUGCGCUGCAAGGACGAGACGUCGGCCAUCGAGGGGCAGGACGCGGACCUGGGGCAGGAGGAGGUCGUCCAGCAGUGCAUGCGGAACCAGCCCUGGCUGGAAAAGCUCUUCGACUCCUUCAGCGACCUCCUGACACAAGCCCAGACCAAGUGCGCGUGACACCCCCCCCCCGCGGCACAGGCCCCGCCCCCCGGGCCGGGCUGGGGAGGGCUCUGGACCGAGGAUGGGGGGGGGGUGUUGGGGGUCCGCUCCCCACCCCCUAUCUGCGGU
Messenger RNA from Mauremys mutica (yellowpond turtle), 6057 nucleotides. RefSeq names its product proline-rich protein 12-like. The record is from RefSeq and is a predicted model, not a curated record. NCBI's taxonomy places the organism in Eukaryota, Metazoa, Chordata, Testudines, Geoemydidae.